AUGUGGAAGGUUUACAGCGGUGAGAGCGAAUCUCACGCUGACGGCCACCUUGUCGACGUGGGCGGCCCGCUGUUCCUGACGCCGCUCAUCGACGCGGGCUUACUGGACAAGGCGCGACAGCAGAGCCGCGUCGGCCGGCUACUGGACGAUCCCAAGGACGCCGAGCUGUUUCCCAGUUACGCGGGUUUCCUCACCGUCGACAAAGAGAUGUCGAGCAACAUCUUCUUCUGGUUCUUUCCAGCCAAGGAGAAGCCGGACACUGCCCCCGUGAUUAUGUGGCUUCAGGGAGGGCCGGGCGGAUCAUCUCUGUUCGGCCUAUUCCUGGAACACGGGCCGUACCGCGUCGUCGAGAAUGGUACCGCUCGGCUGCGAAACACCACGUGGGCGCAACGCUACUCGAUGCUGUACGUGGACAGUCCCGUUGGCGCCGGUUUCAGUUUCACUUGGAACGAGCGUGGCUACUCCCGGGACCAGCGGAGCUUGGCACGAGAUUUGCACGAGGCCCUCCAGCAAUUCUUCACGCUUUUUCCACGCUUUGCAAAGAACGAUUUUUACGUCGCGGGGGAGUCGUACGCAGGCAAAUACGCAACCACCGUCGCGCACCUCAUCGCCACCAACCUUUUCUCGCGAGUUGACAUCAAACUGCGCGGGAUCGCCGUUGGCAAUGCCUGGCUGGACCCAGAGACGAUGUUAGACUACGCUCAGUUCCUUUACCACAUCGGCCUCGUGGACCGAAGGCAGGCGGACCACAUCCAACGGAAGACUGAAAGGGCGGUCGAACUCGCCAGACACGGUCGAUUCGCAGACGCAUUCGAGGUGAUGGACCAUUUGCUGGAGGGUUUGGAGGCGUCCACUUCAUACUUCAAGAACGUCAGUGGCAUCUCUACGCCCUACAACUUCGUGCAGGCCGAGGACAGGAUGCGCCGAGACUUAGAACUGUACAGUAGUAGAGUCGGCAUGGCGUCAUUCGUGAGAACGCACGAGUUCCGGAGGGCCGUGCACGUCGGAAACGUGGCGUUCAACAGCGGCCGCGAAGCGGCGUCGAAUCUCCUGGUCGACGUGAUGCGGUCCGUGAAGCCCUCGUUCCUAUCGCUUCUCGAGAGGGACUUCAAGGUGCUCGUCUACAGCGGCCAGCUGGACGCGGUCGUGCCCCACUCGCUCGCCGUCGACUUCCUCAGCGGCCUGCAGUGGUCGGGAACCGAGUACUUCGACGCGGCCCGGCGGAAGGUGUGGAGGCUCCCGACGUCGGGCUCAGGCGUCGCUGGCUACGUCAAGAGAGCCGGCAACCUGCUCCAAGUGAUGGUCAGGGACGCGGGACAUUUCGUGCCGUACGACCAACCGGAAGCGGCGUUGGACAUGAUGUCGAGGUUCAUAGACGGCACAUCGUUCGAAGAGCGCGCUGCCGCGUCUGGGAAGGGACGCACGCGAUUGCACGAUCGUUGA
Molecule: messenger RNA, 1443 nt
Organism: Rhipicephalus microplus (southern cattle tick)
Lineage: Eukaryota; Metazoa; Arthropoda; Arachnida; Ixodida; Ixodidae
Product: putative serine carboxypeptidase CPVL
Biological process (GO): proteolysis
Molecular function (GO): serine-type carboxypeptidase activity
Source: RefSeq, a predicted model, not a curated record